Cydia strobilella is the source of this 2073-nucleotide messenger RNA. RefSeq names its product protein obstructor-E-like. The record is from RefSeq and is a predicted model, not a curated record. Bases 112 to 1098 code for a protein of 328 amino acids. The transcript is spliced from 6 exons. Gene Ontology annotation, cellular component: extracellular region. NCBI's taxonomy places the organism in Eukaryota, Metazoa, Arthropoda, Insecta, Lepidoptera, Tortricidae. Gene Ontology annotation, molecular function: chitin binding.
UGCGGUGCGUGAGAUGAAGCCGUGUGGCAAUCGGUCUGUCCCCAAGGUCGAGACUUGGGGUCUGCGGAUCGCCACUCAUACGACGCAGCAACAUUGAGCUGAACGUACGCGAUGAAGAUUCUAGUGUGUUUUUUAAGCGCUUGCGCAUUUGCGCAAGCUCAAUUCGGCAGUUUUAACAGUGGACGGAGUUCAAAUGCUUUCGGAAAUUCGCCCUUCCAGGCACAGUCAAGCGCUUUUGGAAACUUCGGAAACACACGCACCCAAACUCAGCCCAGCUCGUUUAGCAGUUUUGGAGGUCAAAGCCAGUCGGCCUUUGGUCGCCAAUCUGGGUUUCAACAAACCACCGCAAGCCCUCGGAGCAGUCAAUUCCAGCAGCAGCCAGCCAGAACUAGUGCUGGCUCCUGCAGGGAGUUGAAUGAACGCUAUCCUGUGUCUGGGAGCUGUGAUCGAUACAUUGAGUGCAUAAACGGAACGGCCGAAGAAAAGACCUGCCCAGACGGUUUGCUGUUCAAUGCUAACGUGCUCUUCACAACUUAUCCUUGUCAAUACCCCAAUGAGGUUCAAUGCCUAGAACGUUCAGCUUUGCAGCCUGCUCAACCGACGGAGGACUGUCCCCAUCAGUUUGGAUACUUCAAGUUGGGUGAUGCGAGGAACUGCAGUGGUUUCAGGAACUGUGUGAAUGGUGUAGGCUAUGACUUCAUGUGCCCCGAGGGACUGGCCUUCAGCUCGGAGAGCUACCGCUGCGAAUGGCCUGAUGAAGUCGCCGAUUGUGACGCCGAAGCUUUCCUUGGCUUCCGCUGCCCUGAAGUGGCAAUAUCUAAAGAACUUGGCCCACCUGCUGGCUACAGAUACUACAGGUCCGACACGAACUGUCAGAAAUAUUUCAUUUGCAUCGAAGGCCGUCCUCGCGCGCUGAGCUGCGGCGGCGAAUCCGGCUUCGACGAGCUCACCUCCACCUGUGUCUCGGCCGACGAGGUGGCAGCUUGUCCCCAGGACCUCCGCGCCGCCGCCGCGAGAGCCAGGGAAGACGAGAACCAACGACUCGCCAAAGAAAUAUCUUUCAAUGCACGCCCGCUACAACAAAAAAGACGAUUCUAAUACACAAAAAAUCAAUCAAAGAAGAUUUUAAGUAUUUAAGGCCUUAUUAAUUAAAACUACCGAUAAAAAUAUUGUGUAACGGAAAUAAAACAUAAUAUUUUUAUGGAUAUCUUCGUUACACAGUAACAUUAAUUAUAGGUAACAAAUUUCUAUGCAGGGGGGGUCACCUCUCUCUGCAGCUGAAUCCAAAUAUUUACACGACGAAUUUAAACGUUACCUACUAAGAGAACUUAGUCGUUUAUAUUAAGUACAGUCAGCAGCAGAAGUUGCCAAGCGGGCGAGGUGUUCAAAAUUGCCUUGACACGCUCUUAUUCCCUUAACAAUAAAGUCGCGUCAAAAUCAUUUUGAACACCUGGCCCGCUUACCAAAUUCUGCUGCAGACUGUACAUAUAUUUUGACAAUAGGGUGCAUAUAGAUAUGUUAGACCUUGAUGACUGUAAUGUAAGUCAAUCAAGGGCCUGACACUCUUUGAUAGAGAAAGAUAGUCUUAUUGCGAUUCCUAUAAGAGGAAAGAGAAAAUAGUGCCAUAUGCUUUGUCCUUAUCACCGACCGGGGUUUUUUUCAUGGUCGGGUUAUGGCAGCAUAGGUAGGAGGCGAUGGCGAAAUACCGAAAUUUAUAAGAGUGAAAGAGAAAAAGGUUUAUGCUGCCAUACAUUAACCUGUCAAUACAUGAAUAUAUCUUUCUCUUACCCCUGGUCGCUCGGUUUCAUGUCUAUAACUACUAUACUAUGUCUAUGAAGUCAAUAUUAUAAUUAUAAUUUACUUUCAGCUAGUCCUUCUCAGUCAUUUGAGUUACCUACCUAUGUCAGUUUGUGCAUAUAACACAAUGUAUAUAAUUUUACAGUCAUUUAAAUAAACACAGUGAUAUACCCACAGUCUGAGCACAAGAUCCGAGGGAUUAUACUCGCAAGGCCAGGCAUUGUACUUAUUCUAGAUGUUCGGCGCCGGGCAACCUCAUUCAUUAGUUAUGAUUCA